UUCUUGAAUUGAAUCCCAACCAUCCGUGGUAAUUCCAGCUCAUUUGAAGAGUAGGGGGCAAAAGCUGUUUUUUGGUGGUUUCAUCAACCUGUGACAAUCUGUAGUAAGCGACUUCUACACUACAGAGCGACUUAUGUAAGUCUCGCUGCAAAUUAAAGGAGUGCAAAUAUAUGGUUAUGGGUGAGAGCAAGGAGGAGAAGUAUCUCGAGCGCUUGACGCGCGCUUUUCUAAGCCUUGAUGCCGAGAAACAUGUCAAUACAAAGGAGUUCAAUGAGGCUGUGGACGCAAUUUUGCCGGUGUUCGAUUAUUUGGGGACCGUAUUCUCGUUUGCAAAGGGAGAGAUGAACACCAAGAGAGAAUCCCUGGUGAAGGUACAGAGCAAGCUGCCAACUUUGACUGAGGUUGUGGAGCAAGACAAGAAGACCAACACCGUGACCAAGAAGAACAGCUGCGCGCGCAACCUGCACCGGCUGCUCUCAGCGGUCUCCUUUGUCGCCAACCUGCUGCAGAAUCUGGCCAAGGGCCCUGCCGUCACACUGCACCAGGCGGCCAGUGAUGCGUACGACGCCACGCUAGCGCCGGUGCACACCUACUUUGUGAGGAUGGCCGUGAAGACCUCCAUGUACCUGCUGCCUGACCGCGCAACCUUCAUCGCCAGCAUCGGCGAGACAGAGGCAACGGCUAAGGAGCAUGGUGCCAAGUUUGUGCCGGCAGUUGAAGAGCUGUUGGUCAAGGUUCUGGCGCUGUAUGAAGGCACUCAGAUGCCCUCAUCGGACGUCAGAUUCCUGCCAUCCUCGUCUUGAGGCAACUGGCUGUCUGAACAUAAAGGCACUGCGGCUAGAUACAUCACGCCAGCACUGUACAUCUCACGACCAUUCGGAAGAUUGAAGAUUGGGCUAUGCAGCUACCGAAUGUCUCGUGCGCAUUCGGCAGAACUGGAUCACUGAAUCAAAGAGGUGCAUGGCAGCACUGACUUUCACUUGAGCACGCGCCCGUGCUGCGAGACUGAUGCCUUAGUCAGUAGCGAAUUACUUGUUGGCUUCUCUACGGACUAGGGAUGCUUCACAUUUGGAGCAGAUAAGAAGUAUGCAUCUUGCUGCAAUAUAGCUGUGAGAGGAAAUACCAGUCUCACAGCCUUAUCAAAUGAUCAGGCAGUGUACUGGAAAGUGAUUAUCAGCCUAAGUUUGAAAAUUCAUUGUAAAAUACCAUAGGCAGG
This is a messenger RNA of Coccomyxa subellipsoidea C-169, 1216 nucleotides long. Its product is annotated as glycolipid transfer protein. The transcript is spliced from 6 exons. Gene Ontology annotation, molecular function: ceramide 1-phosphate binding; ceramide 1-phosphate transfer activity. The record is from RefSeq and is a predicted model, not a curated record. Gene Ontology annotation, biological process: ceramide transport; intermembrane lipid transfer. The coding region runs from base 171 to 803 and encodes 210 amino acids. Gene Ontology annotation, cellular component: membrane; cytoplasm; cytosol. NCBI's taxonomy places the organism in Eukaryota, Viridiplantae, Chlorophyta, Trebouxiophyceae, Coccomyxaceae.